UAUAUAUUUGCAUUUAUAUUUUGAGCUUUAUAUUAAGACAUAACGUCCAAAAACAAAGUGGUAUGUCGCUUUUGGUGCCUUUACUAUACAUAUACUCUGUACAUAUACUUUACGUUUUGAAAGUUUAAAUACUCACACUUAAAAAUUAAAACAAUAAGAAUGUUAGGUAUUUUGUUAUUAGUACCCAGGCAUUGGUACUUCUACUCCUUAUUGCGCACGUCCGUGAUUUUCCUGACGGACACGAUCGGCUCGCAAAUGCGGCAGCGAAACGGCAGACGGAAAAACGCGAAACGAGUCUGAGAAAGAGCUCGUUUGCCCUUUGAGGCAGGCAGUGCUCGCGGCUAUUCUUAGGGAACCUUUAUCGGUCGCGGUGUCUAUUUGUGAAACGCGUUGUAUUACUCAAAACAUCGGCGAGGAGCACCGCGAUGAAUCUGCGAUCGGCGAAGUGGAUGGACUGACCAAUUAGUCGGAUUAAAGAUAUGGGUUACGCCGUCUUGGAGGACUUCCUUCGACCACACGAGAUUGAGGAAUUAAGGUCUUGCGGACAAUAUUUUACGAAAAAUUUACCACCUGAAUCGGAACGAGAGAUAUUCGAUACUAAAAAUGAACAACAAGCUGAUUAUUUUCUGGAUAGCGCUAACAAAAUAAGCGUAUUCUUCGAGGCUGAGGCUCUAGAAAAAGACGGAGCGCUGAGAGUGAAUCCAGAAGUAUCAUUAAACAAAGUGGGUCAUGCGCUUCACUGGUUGCAUCCCUCUUUCAAAAAGUACACUUUCGACGAAAGAGUCAAAGAAGUCGCUUUUCAACUUAAUUAUAAAGAACCGGCGGUAUGUCAGUCAAUGUACAUUUACAAGAACCCCACGAUAGGUUCGGAAGUAACAACGCAUCAAGACGCAACGUAUUUGUAUACCGAGCCGGCAACACUCUUGGGUUUCUGGAUCGCUUUGGAUGACGCUACGCAGGAGAAUGGAUGUCUAUGGAUCGCACCGGGUUCACACAAGAGUGGAGUGCACAGGCGCUUCAUAAGAAACAAAGAAUCGUGUUCUAAGCAAUUAUUAGUUUUCGACAAAGCUGCGCCUCAUUAUUCGCAGAGCUGCUUCACCCCCGUGCCCGUACGCAAAGGCACCUGCAUUCUCCUCCACGGUCAAGUUCUUCAUUUCUCUGCUCCAAAUAGAAGCAACCUACCGAGACAUGCUUACACCUUCCAUGUGAUCGAAACUCACGAUGUGACUUAUGCGAAAGACAAUUGGCUUCAACCACUCGCUUGUGGUUUUCCAAAGCUCUAUCUAAAUUAGAUACAUCGUACUAAUUAGGAAUCAUCGUUCAUGGAGUAUACACGCAUCGUAUCGCACACGUACACACAAACGUACAUGUAUAUACGCACUGAUGAUCUUGCUACGGUUAUGCAAAAGAGAAUUUAUUUUUUCCAUAACAGUAUGUAAAAAAAUAACAUUUGACGUACAACUUAGCAACGAUCAAAAGAAAAUAACAACAGAUAUAUCACAGUUAUUUCUGUAACGAUGGUAUUCUACGUUACUGUCUUAUAACCCUAAUUUAAUUAAUAUAAGUACAUAUGCAGUGGGUAAAAGAAAAAAAGUAUGCGCAUGACCCUCUAUCUCUUUCUCUCUCUCUUUUUCCUAGAAUUAAUUUAUAUCAAAAGAGAAAAAUAUUAUUGUGCAAAAUCUAUAUCAAAAUCUAUUAUUAAUAGUCUUUCUUAAUACAUCGAAUAAUACAUAGAAAUAUUCGAACAUUUUUCUUUUAUAUUCUUUUAUCAAAAAAAGAGAAAGGAUAUCAUCUUGUAUUUUUUUUAAUAUUUACAUAUCAUGUUUCUUUUAUCCACUGCUUUUUUAAUAUCUAUAUGUUAUUUUUUUAAUAACUGUGGUUUUUCAAAUAUAUUAUUUUUUUCUUUACCUUUCUCUCUUACAUGUGUAUAAAUUAUAUUAUACGAUUAAAUUAUUCUAUUACAAACAUUUAAGUAUAGUGCGCGAUAAUGUGUGCCUAACUCUUGUAGUUGUCUCAAACCAACCUUCAAUACUUCUUUUUUUAAUAUGAUACAAUAAAAUAUAUCCAAAAGUUCUACA
Odontomachus brunneus is the source of this 2078-nucleotide messenger RNA. RefSeq names its product phytanoyl-CoA dioxygenase domain-containing protein 1 (gene Phyhd1). The transcript is spliced from 5 exons. NCBI's taxonomy places the organism in Eukaryota, Metazoa, Arthropoda, Insecta, Hymenoptera, Formicidae. The record is from RefSeq and is a predicted model, not a curated record. Bases 480 to 1292 code for a protein of 270 amino acids.